AUAUUUGGUGACUUAUGAAUACAUCUUGACUGACUUGAACACAUGAAUGAAUGGUGCUGAUGCUGGCUUGCACAAGUGUGUGUGUGUGUGUGUGUGUAUGAUGUGUUGACAGGAUGCAUUGUCAAAUGAAUGAAGAAAGGGAUCACCAGAGGGGAGAUGGAGAGGGAUUACGCGCCGGUUGUCUGGCUGCCAGAUCAUCACCUCUCGUCUGCUUGGAAAAAAAAAGUCGCUUCAGAGUUCUGCAGAAGAGGUCGCACAAGGACUUCUGAAAGGUACAAGCUGUGCACCACUGUGUGCGUGUGUGAGUGUUUCAGAGAGAGAGAGGAGAGAGAGAGAGAGAGAGAGCUCCAUUCAGUGAAAUGCAACACCCGGCUUCGGAAACAGGUUUGAUUAUAUUUAAAAAAAGCUUGACCCGGGAGAAAAACCCAAACAACUGUCUGUGCUAAUAUUAGAUGCGUGCACGCCUGUGGAGCUGUGCACACAGGAACUAGUAUUAGUGGUGCUAUGAGAUACACGAGAUUUACACAUUUGUCUGCAGUUGGUGGGGAAAAGAAUAUAUCAGUUACUACCUGGAAGCACUCAUAAUAUGAAGCACGGAUGUGACAUUAAAAAAAAACAUUUUAUUACUCCUGCCUGUAAAUAAAAACAUGAAUAUAUUCUUUCUUUGCGGGAGAAAGUUGUAUGUCACCUGACUGAGAUUGAAAGAACUUUGCAAAGGGAGAGGAGAAGAAGGGAAAAAAACACAUCUCCCCACCCCCACAGCAAAAAAGGAGACCGCCCACCAGAGACAGUCAACCCGAGACCCCUUAUAGAUUUAAAAAGAGAGGCUGCAUUCUCAGACUGACACUUAUUCAACAGUGCUACCUUAAGCAGAUUACUUUUGCGCUGCCUAGCAGGGUCAAAAUAGGCGCUUAGUUGCUGCUGCUGCUGCCGCCGCUUCUUCUUCUCCUCCUUCUCCUCCCCGUCUUCUCCAUCAUGUUUGGGAUGCUGAAACAUCAUCUCCAGCCGGGCUUUUUCUUCUUCUUCAUAUGGUUCUGUCACCUUAUGGAGCAUCAAAAAGUUCAAGCUGGUAACUGCUGGUUGCAGCAGGGCAAGAACGGGCGGUGCCAGGUGCUCUACAUGCCCGGAAUGAGCAGGGAGGAGUGCUGCAGGAGCGGAAGACUAGGAACAUCCUGGACCGAGGAGGAUGUCCCCAACAGCACGCUGUUUAGGUGGAUGAUCUUCAAUGGCGGAGCUCCCAAUUGCAUACCUUGCAAAGGUGGAGAAACGUGCGAUAAUGUUGACUGCGGGCCGGGGAAGAGGUGUAAGAUGAACCGGAGGAGUAAGCCGCGUUGCGUUUGCGCGCCGGACUGCUCCAACAUCACAUGGAAGGGACCCGUCUGCGGCUCGGACGGCAAGACGUACAAAGACGAGUGCGCCCUGCUCAAGGCUAAAUGCAAAGCUCACCCGGAUUUGGACGUGCAGUAUCAAGGCAAAUGCAAGAAAACGUGCCGUGACGUGCGGUGCCCCGGCAGCUCCACCUGCGUGGUGGACCAGACCAACAACGCCUAUUGUGUCACGUGUAAUCGGAUUUGCCCCGAGGUGACGUCACCCGAACAGUACCUGUGUGGCAACGACGGGAUCGUGUAUGCCAGCGCGUGCCACCUGAGGCGGGCCACCUGCCUCCUGGGCCGCUCCAUCGGGGUGGCUUACGAGGGCAAAUGCAUCAAGGCCAAGUCAUGCGAGGACAUCCAGUGCAGCGCCGGCAAGAAGUGUCUGUGGGACGCCCGCAUGAGUCGAGGACGCUGCUCGCUGUGCGACGAGACGUGUCCGGAGAGCCGGACGGAUGAGGCGGUAUGCGCCAGCGACAACACCACGUACCCCAGUGAAUGUGCCAUGAAGCAAGCCGCCUGCUCCAUGGGGGUGCUGCUGGAGGUCAAACACUCGGGAUCUUGCAACUCCAUCACAGAAGACACGGAGGAGGAUGAGGAAGAUGAAGACUACAAGGCCUAUGUCCAUUUAUCUUCUAUACUGGAUGGAUAAACACCCCCCCAACCCCUAUACCAUACCCCCUUCAGUAUGUCCAUACUGUACAUUAUGUGUAUGCUUAUUUAUUUUUGAAACAAAAAGGAAGUAUACAUAUAGUUCAGUCUGUUAGAUGUUUAUUUAUACUUUUGUUGUGUUUUCUAAUUUAUACAUUUAUGUCAGGCUUACAAUCUUACCACUCUCCCUUUUUUGUUGUUGUUUUUUUUUAUCAUGAAGAAAUAUAUUUGUCCAAAGAGAAACAGUGUUAUUUAUUUGUCAUGUUACCGUGUAAGUAUAAGUCCUCUACAAGCUGUAAAUCGCAUUCCGCUUUCAUUCAGCUGUAAAAACAAACAAAAAACAACAAAAAAAAACAACCUUGCUUGUUACUGUCAAAUCUCUAUCACAGAUGUUUAUGUCACACUUACGUAAAUGCAUGUUUAGCCUGUGUGUUUAUUUAUUGGGAAUAUAUCAAUCAUUUUUUAUGUACAGAUGUGUUUCUGGUUUGUUUACAGAUCACAAUAACUGACCAAAGGGAUUUUCUCAAUGGUUUUUCACACACACAAAAAGGACGCGGCAGUAAUUACAAUGGAAGACUGUUUUUCAGUUCACUUUUAGGCCUUUUAGGUUUGUUGACUUUCUAAAGAAAAAAAAAAAGGUACGUUUGGGGAUGAUACUUGAUGACUUUGGAAACAAUGUGCCAUUUAACAUGUGUGUGCUGUUCUAUUCUUUGCCAAUGUUGCUCUUGCAGAGGUCAAAUAGGAUUAACUGCAGUAUUCACCACUAUAUCACAGAUCAUCACUGUUUCUUUUUCUUUCUCUCUAUCGCUCUCUCUCUCUUUCUGUCUGGUUGCAUUUUUAUUUUCAAAACAUCACAAGAGAAAUACAAAAUUCUGUUAUGAAUAUAUAGUUUUGUAUUUUUUAUGUAAAUGUCAUAUGUACAUAACAAAGUUUGAGGGUAUUUGUACAGAUAUGAAGAGUAAACAAUAAAAGUUUUUUUUUC
This is a messenger RNA of Doryrhamphus excisus (bluestripe pipefish), 3003 nucleotides long. RefSeq names its product follistatin a (gene fsta). Gene Ontology annotation, biological process: regulation of BMP signaling pathway; cell differentiation; multicellular organism development. NCBI's taxonomy places the organism in Eukaryota, Metazoa, Chordata, Actinopteri, Syngnathiformes, Syngnathidae. Gene Ontology annotation, molecular function: extracellular matrix binding; calcium ion binding; activin binding. Gene Ontology annotation, cellular component: extracellular region. The record is from RefSeq and is a predicted model, not a curated record.